Molecule: messenger RNA, 9724 nt
Organism: Xyrichtys novacula (pearly razorfish)
Lineage: Eukaryota; Metazoa; Chordata; Actinopteri; Labriformes; Labridae
Source: the annotation of a GenBank genome assembly
AGUCUGACAGAGCCACAUGCAUGAUGUUGUGUUGUUGUUGUUUCUGAUCAUUUCCAGGGAUUUAAAACUGAUUCUUCCGUGUAAGUUUGACUUUUUCUUAUGAUAUUAGUAUGUUUUAAUGCGAAUGUAGUCUGUGUUUGAUAUUAAACAUUAGCAGGUAACAGUUAUGUCGCUUUUCCUGGUCAGUUUAAAUGUAACUUCGCAUACUUAGUUCUGAUUUCUGACACCUUUAUUCCCAACAUAUUCUCCAAACCUCUAUUUAGUUAAGUCAGUGAAGUGUUUAAUCUUGAACAUGUGGUUUUUCUGUCUCUUCUCAUGUGUUUAUAUUUUUACAGUCCUUUGGUCUAAACUGAGUUUCCUUUGAGGAUAAAAUGCGAAACUUGAAGCUGCUGAAGAGUCUGAGGAGCUCAGAGCUGCAGGGUCCAGGUUCACCGCUCUGUCUCUGUGUCCGGGCUGAUACUGGAUCACUCCUGGUCGCCUCAAACUUCUCCAUCACAGAGUAUGACCCACGGUCCGGACAGGUGAGCUGAAGAUCUUCACUGAUCCUUUAGUUUGGUUUACCUCAUUGAAACAGCUGGGCCAUUCUGUUUAGAUAUUUGGGCUUCAUGUAGGACAAGUGCUGCAUUUGAGGAUUCACUCAUCACCACCUUGGUCCUGCAGGUUCUCAGUGAGGCCUCGCUGACAGCUGAGGGUUUCCUCCAGGAGGAUGGAAGUGGAGAGGUGGUGGGGCUGCAGGACUUGGCUGAACUGGAGUCUGCGUGUUUGGCCACAGCUGGUGGGGAUGUCAUCCUCUUUAACCUGAACACGUGCAAGGUCAGCACACGAGAAAAGACAGAAAAUAUCUUUAUGAAAAUGAGGGGGACUUUACUUUAUAGUUAAAGGGAUAUUCCGGCAUAAAAUUAAUUUAGGGUCAAACACACCGUAACACCGAGUUAGACACCCCCCUCUCGGUCUGAUUGCAUUUCCAUGAAGAAAUGUCCUGUUGAUGAAGUUAGGUGCUUUUCUGAGCAUUAUUUGUGGCUAUAGAGUGGCGUUUUAGUUCAGGUUUGUUUAUGCCUCCUCAGACUGCUGUGUAUUGCUAUAGUGCAGUCGCUACUAAAGUUGGUAUAACAAGAGAAACAAGCGGUCGGCAUCAUUCAUCUCUCAAGGGGGUGUCUAACUCGGUGUUACAGUGUGUUUGACCCUAAAUGAAUUUUCUGCCAGAAUAUCCCUUUAAGAUUAGAGUUAGUUAUAAAUUAAGAUCAACAAAUAUAUUACAUCGAUAAGGGUCUACACUGAAGUGUGUGGUUUUUGUCCCACAGUUGGAGUGCGUCGGCAGUGUUGACAGCGGUCUGACCUCGAUGAGCUGGAGUCCCGAUGAAGAGCUCGUCAUUCUCACUACAGGUCAGUUUAUUUCGCACGUCUCCUUAAAUUUCCAUUUAAAGCCACUGUAAGGAGUUUUAGGUGGUAAUGAAACAGCCCGAGAUAAAUGUUGACACUUUUAUGACCACUCAAAGCAAACCAGACCAAUCAGCAGCAAGAAUGAGUGAUCCUGUGAAGUUAUUUCUACAUAGAUAGUGUGACAUAUAAGCCAGUUUAAGAUCAAUGUGUAAAUGUGAAUAACUUUGUAAUUUAGUGAAUUAUAUGCUGUGCAGAGGAGGAACCUUUCUAAAUUUGUGUCCACAGGUCAGGAGACGAUCAUCAUGAUGACCAAAGACUUUGAGCCGAUCACUGAGGUUGGAAUUCACCAGGAUGACUUUGGAGAAGGUACUAAAGCUGUAAAAAGUCUCUGUUUAUAUUAUCAUGUAGGGACCACAAGAGGAUUCUUGUUGGUGGAUCUGUGAUUAGAUGAAGGUUUUUCAUGAAAACGUUUGAUACAGUGCAUGUUUUGUCAAACAGGGAAGUUCGUCACUGUCGGCUGGGGGAAGAAGGAGACUCAGUUUCAUGGCUCGGAGGGGAAACAGGCAGCCCAGAGGAAGAUCCAGGUGUGUGAUCAUUCAUCAGCACAGCCUAGAAAAUAAAACCGGAUCAAAAACUGUUAAAAAUACUCGAUACUUCUGCUCUGACAGGAGGUGCAGCCGGCUGCAGCCUGGGAUGACCGCCGGCCGCGGGUGACGUGGCGAGGUGACGGUCAGCUGUUCGCUGUCAGUGCUGUUUGUCCUCAGACCGGAGCUAGAAAGGUCCGGGUCUGGAACAGAGAGGGAGUCCUGCAGGCCACCAGUGAGCCCAUCAACGGACUGGAGCAGGCGCUCUGCUGGAAGUAAGGGCACCACCGAAGCUUGGAGCUUGAAACCACUGAAUUAAUUUCAGUUUUGCUUUCUAUGUGGAGAAUGUUUUAACUCUUUAUAACCUGGUGUGUGAAAUAAAAGCAGAAUGAGCAGUUUCCUGGUCUCUAAAAAUGGGAAAUUUCUCCUUUUUUGUGUGUUUUAGACCGUCGGGCAGCCUGAUAGCGAGCACACAGCGUCAUCCCAACAAACACAGCGUGGUCUUCAUGGAGAAGAACGGACUGCUGCAUGGAGACUUCACCCUCCCCUUCAGCAAAGACCAAGCCAAGGUGAGUUUAGCAAAGCCAGACUGCAGUGCGUUAUUAACGUAUCAUUUACAAAUCAGUAAAUUAAUGUUUGUUUCAGGUGAAGGAUUUGUUGUGGAACAGCGACUCCACCGUUUUAGCUGUUUGGUUGGAGGAUAUGAAAGCAGGAGAGGACCAACAAGUCAACACUUACAGUGAGUUCAGCAAAAAUCCACGAAAAAGAAAAAUAGUCAUAUGGAUUAUCAGUAAAUGAUCAGUCCAGUAAAUCUGUCCCUGCUUCGUCUGCAGUCCAGCUGUGGUCUGUGGGGAACUACCACUGGUAUCUGAAGCAGAGCCUGGACUUCGGCAGAGACUCUCAAAAGGCUCCAGUCUCCAUCCUCUGGGACCCUGAGCGCCCCCUCAGGCUCCACGUGGUGACCCGUGCUUGGACUACGAUCACUUAUGAUUGGGGCUGGACGACUGAGAGGAGUCCUGGGCUGGAUUCCACUGACAACGCCAACGUGGCCGUGAUCGAUGGAGGUGAGCACGGAGGAGACAAGACGACCCGCAGAUUCAGGAUCAUUUUACCGUGAGCUGAAUUUUCUCUAUCUUAACUCCUCUCAGAUAAAAUCCUGCUGACGACCUUCAGGCUGUGCGUGGUUCCUCCUCCUAUGUGUUCAUUUGAACUCCAGCUGACCUCACCGGUCAACCAGGUGACCUUCCUCUGUCAGCCUCAUAGGACCAAUCAGCUGGCGGCGUUGACUUCUGAUGGACAGAUUUCAGUCUACAGACAAGGUUCGUUAUUCUGUGUUUACUUCCUUUUUGUUAAAACAGCUUUUUAUGAAUGAGGAUAUGAGUCCAAACCACAAGAGGUGAGAUUAAUUUGACCUCUUUUCUUCUCCCAGAUUCAGGAGAGCAGGCGGACAAAACCAAAGAUGGGUUCAGGAUGGUGUCUCGCCCUCUCGUCCUGCACAAAACCUUCAGGUAACAACAACAACCUGCUGUUUCAGCUGAUUCACUCUUGGUCAUCUGAUCACUGUCUCAAGUCCUUCUUUCCUCUCUUCUGUUUAUCUUCUCCCCCCGUCCUGCAGGGUUACAGUCCACCAGGAGGAGCCUCUUUCCCUGCGGCAGCUGCUGUGGCUGAAGGAUGAACUGUUUGUGGGUGUCAGCCCCGGUCUGCUGCCGACCUCCUCCACCCUGCUGAUGCUCCACCCAGCUCCUGAUGCUGAAGACGCGCUCGCUGUCAGGUCAGCUGCUGUUUCAGUGAAAAAUUCCCCCCUGCUGCAUUCAAGUUCAGGACUCAGCUCUGUGUUUUUGGGUUUCAGGUCAGAGGUGGAGGUGGACGGUGUUGUUGUCAGCGUGGUCCACUGCUCUCAGACCGGCACUGUAGCGCUGCAGCUGGAGGACGGACAGAUCAGGAAGCUGCUCUGGGGUCAGUCUCUAAAAUACAUCGUUAUGGUUGCAAAAUUGUUAUGAUUAUUCAAAUAAGGACAAAAACGGUCCCUUAAAUCAGUGGUUCUCAACUGGUGGGUCCUGACCCAAAAGUGGGCCGUGGACACGUUCUGGAUGGGUCGCAAACAUCUGAUCAAAAAUGUAAAUAUUUAAUUUGCAUCUGAUGUUUGACAUGUCUUUUAACUUGAAAAAUAACUUAUUUUGUGCAAUUUGAUUUUUAUUUGAUAUUUUCUGUACAUGCAACUUUAGUAGUUGUCAUCCUCAGUUCAUGUGCUCUGAAAUUCACUUUACUCAAUAUAAUGGGUGUAUUUGUGUUGAAGAUUUGAGUCUUUAAAGGUUUUUUUAAUAAAAAGUAAAUUAGCUUGGUUCGAAUUCUAUAAAAGUGGGUCGUGACUUCAGGACCAUGAGAAAAUGUGGGUCCCAGAGUGAGACCAGUUGAGAACCGCUGCCUUAAAUAUCUUGAGCACCUGAAAGUCUUCACUUGCUUGGAGCCUCAGUCUGAAUCUAGAAAACCAUGCAGGGCACGGUUCUUCUCAGUAGAUUCGCGCCUGAUAAUUUUCAUUUACCUGCAAUAAAACUCAAAAAUCCAGAUUUUUUCCCCUUUUCUGUGUCUUUGUGAUCAGACUGUCUGGAGCCGUCAGUGGAGGAGUGGCGUGAUUCCAGCGGAUGUUGCAUCAACUUUCCUGUUCCCUGCGUGCAGACGGCCCUCUGCAGCAUCGGUGGAGAGGUAGAGAUAUAAUUACAUACAGGUACAGUGUAGAUCUUGUAUUCUUUAUGGCCUUAAUGUUCCGUCUUUGUAUCUUCAGGAACAUCUGCUGGGUCUGACAGACAGAUCUCACCUGUAUGCAGGUGACACCGAGGUAAGCAGGCGGCUUCAUGUCACACGCUCCUGAAAUCUGAGAUGAAGUUUCAUGAGAAGUGUGUAAACAUCCUUCUGCUUUCCUCUCAGCUGGCCUCCAACAUUUCCUCCUUUGCUGUUUGCAACGACUUCCUCCUCAUCACAACGCACUCCCACACCUGCCGCUGCCUUCAACUGAGCACGCUCAGUGUCAAAGGUGAGAUGGCGGUUAGUGUUGAAUCCAAAGAGUUACAGAAAAAUAACUGUGAGGUUGUGAGGUUGAUAUUGCUGCUGGUUUAUGUCUUGGUACUGUUCAGUAAAUGACCUUUGACCCCACAGGGCUGCAGGCGGCUUUGGCCUUAGAUGGAGUUCAGAACGAUGAGACGAUACGGCGGGUGGAGAGAGGGUCCAGGAUCGUCACUGUGGUCCCUCAAGACACCAGAGUGAUUCUGCAGGUUAGAUUAAAACACACGCACGCACGCACGCACGCACGCACGCACGCACGCACGCACGCACGCACACACACGCCUCUCUGAAAAUGUGAUUUUCUCUGACUUCAUAAAUGCAAAUAACCAUUUUUUUGGUCAUGAUUCGUCUGAUUUGACUUUGGGGGGUUUGUGUUCAGAUGCCACGUGGAAACCUGGAGACGGUCCACCAUCGAGCGCUCUUAUUGGCUCAGCUCAGGGAGUGGUUGGACAAGUGAGUUUGAUGUUUUGUCAUUUUAGAUUCAGUAUUUUUCAUCAUGCAAAAUUUGGAAUAGAAACACGUUUUUUGGUGGAAAAAAGCGGAAGCGUCUCAUUCUGUUUCAGACUCUUUCGCUCACACGUCCGUGUUUUUCUUUUUCAGUUUGAGGUUCAGAGAAGCUUUUGAGUCGAUGAGGAAGCUGAGGAUCAACCUGAACUUCAUCUACGAUCACAACCCGAAGGUAAAGAAGUUACUGCAUAGUGCUGCUUCGAAAUACAAACAGCUGACAUGGUUCACUGCUGUUACCUUUAAAACAGCUGAAUUCCCUCCAAAAAUGUUAACAGAGAUACUUGGAAAUAAAAGUACAAGGCUCUGCAUGAAUAUGAGUUCAUCGUAAAAACAAAAGUCAAUGCUCUGACUCUGUCUCAUGUGUCUCCUCCUCGUCUUCCUGCAGGUUUUUCUGGAAAACAUCGAGACCUUCAUCACACAACUCAGUUCCAUCAACCACAUCAACCUCUUCCUCACUGAGCUCAAGUCAGACUCCUCAGAUCUGCUGCUGCAGAUUUUUAUUCCAUAGAGAGUUCAAUCUUAUUUUGUAUUCAUACUUUCUGUUAUUAAAGAAAUCAUUCAUGGUGUUCAGGGAGGAGGACACGACCAGCAGCAUGUACCCCCGUCCUGAAGGCAGCUCCGCCCAGACUCCUCUUGUUUCCGGGCAGAAGAAGGUGGACGUGGUCUGUGAUGCUUUAAGAAGCGCCAUGGAGUCAAUGGAUCCAAACAAGUCAGUGAAAAUGAAAUUAUUGGCAAAUAUCUGUUCAGAUUAGUUCAAAUAAACCCAAUAAAACUUCACAAUGUGAAAGGUCAAGCUUUUACAGUUUUUAAUUUUGUGUUUUCACGACUCAAACGUCCAGGAAAUAGAAAUGAGAUGAUGAUGGUUUAAAACGACGUUUCUAUCGUCCUUUAUUCAGGUUCUUUCUGUCCACGCUGACUGCUCAUGUGAAGAAGACGGUUCCCGAGCUGGAGAUCGCUCUGCAGAAAGUCCACGAGCUCCGAGGUGAGUAGGAGUCUGAUGAACCUGAUCUGAACUCUGUUUUAAUCAUCAGUAUACGAAGAGCAGAUAUUCACAGCUGGGUUUCUGUGUCCUACAGUGAAUCCUCCUGAAGCUCCUGGUGCCGUGAACGCUGAAGAGGCCCUGAAGUAUCUCCUCUUCCUCGUCAACGUGAACGACCUGUACGAACACUCUCUGGGGACGUACGACUUCGAUCUUGUGCUCAUGGUGGCCGAGAAAUCACAAAAGGUCCAUUUUUAUUCACUCACACUUUUUAUAGAAACAUUUUGUCCUCAUGAAAGUUCAGAUUAAUGAUCCAACACAACAGGCAGAGAAGAUAUGACAGAAGAGGAGGAUCAGCUGCAGAAACCAAGAGACAUUAACCAGUUUUUGUGCGUUAACUAACUCCUGGACUUGGUUCCUGCAGGAUCCCAAAGAGUACCUCCCCUUCUUAAACAUGCUGAAGAGUCUGGAGCCGAACUACCAACGUUACACCAUCGACAGACACCUGAAACGCUACAGGAAGGCCCUGCACCACCUCAGCAAGUGUGGUCAGUCAGUGAGCUGCUCCUCCUUAAUAUUGUGAUCAGUUUGUUAUAGAACUGCUGUAACGGACUUUUCUGUUCAGGAGAGGAACAUUUCCCUGAAGCUCUGCAGCUGGUGAAGGAGCAGAGACUCUACACCGAAGCUCUACGGCUUUACAAAGCUGAUAGUUCUCACUACAAGGUGCAAAUACGACUUCUUCACCGCAGUUAUUCGAGUAACUUCAUCAUGACCGAUAAAAACAGAACUAUUUCUGCAGUAUUUUGUCCCUCGUUUUGGUUGAUCUUCUGCAGCAUGUUUGGUUUUAGGGAUGAACAAAAAGAAGGAUAAACACUCACUCUAACCUUUGACCUCCAGGCUCUGAGCUGCGCGUACGCCGAGCACCUGGUGGAGCAGCAGCAGGCGGAGCAGGCCGGCUUCUUGCUGUGGCGGUGUGGAGAGUUAGCCAGCGCCCUGCAAGCGUUCACCAGCAGCUCCAGCUGGAGGAACGCCAUCUGUGUGGCCCAGCAGAUCCCACUUCCUCCGGACCAGUUAGCUCUGCUGGCCAGAGACCUGGCAGGUGAGAAAAAGGGUUAAUCUGGGUCUAAAUGAUCCAGACUCUUGAAGUUUUCCAUGAGCAGGUAUUUCAGCUCUGACAGGAUCAACUUCAUCCAGAGUCAACAUGACGUUUCCUCUAGGGGGCGCCAAAACCCUCUCAAACUGGAGAUUGUGUUCCUGCUUUUACUCACUAACCUUUAGUGGUUGGAGAGAUCAUCGCUCGUUUUGAGAACGUUUGUUUUUACCCUUUACAGAGAAGUUGAUUGAACAGCGGCGAUACUCAGAAGCGGCUCUGCUGCUAGACCAGUACGCCAAAGUAAGACCAUCAGAGCUGCUGCCUCAGCGCAACAAGAAAACACUUUAAUAAUCCAACAAGAUCCAUCUUACUGUCAAAGCUGAAAGAUACGAUGUUUCUGUUUCUAUAGGACUGUGAGGAGGCCAUUUUGGCUCUGAUCAACGGUGCAGUCUGGGAGGAGGCGCUCCGAUUGGUCAGUGAAAAAAUCAUUUUUGUUUUCACAUUUAUUUCCUUAUAAACUGAUUUUUCAGAUUUGUAGCUUUAGCUGAAAACAGAAGGUUUAAACUGAAAAAAAAAAACAAUCUGUUCUUCAUUUUUGUCUUUUUUUACAUGUUUUUUCACAUUAAUUCUGUUGAUGAGGUUGUUGUUUUUCCUGUUUCAGAUUUACAUGUACGACAGACAGGACAUCACUGAGACGAACCUCAAACCUGCUCUGCUGGAAGGUCAGAAAAGUUCAGACUGGCCUCUUUGGUCACUUUGCGUGCCUAUAACAAACACGAUUAAAGCAGUAUAACAACGUCUUACAGUUUGUCACUGAAAUGCGUGUAUCGUGUCAGCUUUCAACACUCAGACCACCUUCCUGGAGGCUCAGGUAGCGACGUUCACUCGGCACAGGACCCGGCUGGCUGUGGUCCGAGAGCAGAAGGAGAAGGCCAGACUGGACAUGCUGGGUGAGAACGAGUCAGGACAGAGAAUAUCAGAGCGGACGUGAUUUCAGCUGUGGUAUCCUGAGUUAAAUUUAUGAAUAAAUCACCGUUUUAAUCUGUCCUCUUCAUCAGAUGAAGACGGUCCUGACUGUCCUGAUGCUGAGCUCUACUCUGAAGCCAGCAGUGUGCUUACCGGCUCCAAAUACUCCCACAGUAACUCCCGCAUCUCCUCGUAAGACAAACACACUCUCUCUUUCCUUGCUGAGUAUCUUCUCCCUAUCAGGGUUGCUCUGAGUGCUUUAGAGGAACAUUUUGAACUUCGGUUUCUGCAGGAGGUCGUCAAAGAACCGCCGGAAAGCAGAGCGGAAGAAGUUGAGUCUGAAGGAGGGGAGCCCGAUGGAGGACCGGGCGCUCAUGUGUGCUCUGGGAGACAUCACCACCACUGUGGACAAGAUGAGAGGUGCAGAAACAAACACAGUCUGAGUUUGAGAUUUACCACCAUGUCGCUGUCUGAAUAAUAAGAUCGGUCAUCAUCUAGAUUGACUGACAGCUCCUUUGUCCCUCCCCCUUCCUUGUAGAGGAGGUCCACAGCCUGCUGAAGGCCCUGGUGUUGUUCCACUUCGACAAACAGGCGGAGAAGCUGCAGCAGGCUUUCAGCGAGGCUCUGCAGAUGAUGGAGGCGGCGGUCCCUGAGGUGUGGCCUGAAAGCCUGCAGAGCAAUCAAACUCCGGUAAAGACAAUAAGAUAUCAGAGUUAUGUUAGUCAGAGAGUUGUUAAAAAUAGUGACAAACAGACUGAGUGAUUUAUGAAUGUAAUUCUUGUCUUUUGUGUGUUUCAGCUGACCGGACCAAACUCAACUGCAAACAGCAUCAUGGCUUCAUUCCAGCAGCAGCAGCAGCAGCAGAGACCUGCAGCUCCACCACAAGGUCAGCACAACUUUUAAUGAGGAAUAUGAGUUUACCGCCUCGCGAUCAGCUGUUUGAAACAUUGAAUCAUUUGUCUUUUCAGCCGCUGAAGUCCUGACGCCGCCGAAGAUGAGAAACAGUGUCAAGUGGAAGCUCACCGUUCUUACAUGAUUCUCUCUUUUCUUUGAAUGUACAGUCAAAUAGAAAUUAUGCCGUUAAUAAAGAUUCUUGUAGUUUCCUCUCACUACAAGUCUUUAGCUUCAUUUUUCAGGGGUCUGGAAACAACAAAA